AUGCCAGUCUCCCAAAACAAUCCGCCUAAUUCGUCCUCGCCGCGUGCCAAACAGCCCUCCGCAAGAAUCCCUGGUGAGUCCUCUCGAUUCUGCACUUCCUCCCCAAACAUCCACGGGCUCGACUCGCCGGUAUCGCUUCAUCCCCUGCCGCAUUGGCCCCAUGGCGCCACCAUUACCCAGCUCGAACAUGAUGUCAAGCUGACCGGACCGCGAACCAAUGCGUAUUGCAUACAACCCACGCCUCGAUGA
This is a messenger RNA of Penicillium chermesinum, 249 nucleotides long. RefSeq lists its product as uncharacterized. NCBI's taxonomy places the organism in Eukaryota, Fungi, Ascomycota, Eurotiomycetes, Eurotiales, Aspergillaceae. The transcript has a single exon. Bases 1 to 249 code for a protein of 82 amino acids. The record is from RefSeq and is a predicted model, not a curated record.